AUGUCCGGUUACAAACUCGUUUGCAUCACUUGCAUGAUCAAAGAAUAUGCUGAGGAAAAUGAAGCUAUUAAUGUGGAAGUAACAGCGCAAGCACAUUUGGAAAAUUAUGCCGAUAAGCAGGAUCGAAUUUCAGAAAGUGAGUCUGCCUUGUUGCAACAUUAUUAUUAUUGUAUACAAAAGGCAUACUUAAAUGAAAUUCUGUUUAAUAGGAAUGUUGCAGCUUGCAUUCACAAUUGCCAGAAGAAUGUCGAAAUUCCAUUGACGGAACCGGUAGCCGUCGAAGGUGGUAAAUUUGGUGCUAGUAGUGGCGCUGAAGCUAAUGCCUCAGGCGAUGGUAAAGGUUAUCCUGAAAUCACCGCCAUACCGCAUGAUCCCCUAGCUUAG
Molecule: messenger RNA, 384 nt
Organism: Rhagoletis zephyria (snowberry fruit fly)
Lineage: Eukaryota; Metazoa; Arthropoda; Insecta; Diptera; Tephritidae
Source: RefSeq, a predicted model, not a curated record